Molecule: messenger RNA, 480 nt
Organism: Serpula lacrymans var. lacrymans S7.9
Lineage: Eukaryota; Fungi; Basidiomycota; Agaricomycetes; Boletales; Serpulaceae
Exons: 2
Source: RefSeq, a predicted model, not a curated record
GGGGUUUCAUAUAUCUGUAGAUUACAAUGACUGAGCUAGUUCUUUGUAAGCCAAACACGAGGCUCUCUGAGAAAGAGAACGUGGUGCCCCCAACUUGCUGUUUAUAAUCUUCGUUUGCGACAGCAGACUCACUUCCAACCUCUUUUUCCCCAGUAAAAACAUCAACCCCAACACACAAAUAAUGCCUCGACCCUACCGAGGCAGUCCGCCUACGCGGCAGGAAGUAUUCGACGUGGCUAAACACACGGUUGAAGUAUUAAAAAAAUGUGGACUUAAAUGUUGUCUUUUUGGUAGUGCUGCCUGUGCAGCAUAUGGCACCUCUGCACAUAUCCUGGUGUCCUUCCCUCAUAUUUUCUGGUUUGUAUCAUCGUUGUAAUGACUUUGUUCAACACAACCUUGACUAUAGGAUGUCGAUAUGAUUGUCCUGACAAAGGAUUUCUCGGCAGAAGAAGUCAAAAAAAAGAUUGUGGAACAGGACUC